AAGAUUUAUUGAAUAGGAAAGGAAGACAUUUUUGUUGGGAAUAGGAUUCCACCUCUCAUGGAAGGUGCCCAUGUUUCAAGAGUCUUACAAUAAUGUAUGAAAACUUUAGCUUCAUUGUCCUUCAAAAUACUGAUAAUUCUUUUUAGGUAAAAACAAAUUUCAGUCACUAUGUAAUAAAUUAUAUUGGAGCCUAGGCUGAAUUUGAGCUAUUUUGAUUUCUAUUUCAGUCAGUGGGAUAUCUUAGCGUAACUAUGUAAUUGUACAAGUGAUUAUAAUAGGAUUGAGUCUUGCCUGCCUUCUCUUAGAUUUUACCAUUAGAUGAGUUGGAUUCAGAUAUUACACUCUGUGUGAACGUACAAGAUCUUUCCAAGUAUAGAAAAUGUUUGAUAUUGUAGAGUGAUCAUGUUGGUGGGAGUAGUGACAAAACAUUUUUGCCAGUGUAUUCUUCUGUGUAGAAGUAGAUGGAUUGGCUUGCUUCAGUUACCUGUUGAGGAUGUGUACCUCUCCCAAUGUUCAAUACUCAGCCUUUUCCUGAACUCCUAAAGUUUAUAGUUUUACCACAAUAUCUAAUAGAGCUACUGGCAACAAAUCUUGGUUGAGAUUCAAGGAUUUGUGGUUUACUAAUUUUGAUUGAGGUGUUAUGUCACUGAUCAGUACUUUCCAGGAAUUUCAUUUCACACUCUGAUUCUAACAAUAUACACCCUCCAUGUAUUCUCCAGUAGUAUUGAAAAGGUGUAUGGCCACAAGUGUUGCAUCCCUAUGCUACAUAGGCACCUCAAAACCACAUUGGAGGCCCAGAAUAUAAGCAAGCAAGCUGUUUAUUCAAGGUUAUAUGCAAGCAAUAGCAAAAUCAAAGUUUAGAGUUAAUAAAAUGGGUUUAAAUUCACAAGAGCAAAGUACUAGAAAAGCUUGAAACAAGAUCACUCAAAGUCACUCAAAGAACAUAGUUCAAACCGGAUAUCAAAGUAAGUCCCAAGAAAGGUAUCAAGAAUAGUCCAAACAAGAUUAAUUCCAAGGCAUGAGUCAAACGAACACACAGGAAACAAGAAUAGAAUGCAGGAUCAAACUCCAAGAUAGUAUAAAGUCAAUGCUGGAACACAAGGCGAGGGUCCUGGCUAGAAUAGAAAUCCAAAAUGGCAAAGUCACUGGAACAUUCAACUAGAUUCACAGACCGAAGCAAGGCUGGAACUUGAAGCAAGAUACACGGCUGCAGGAAUACACAAGAACACGGAGCAAAGAUAUUUCUCUCUUGGAUUAGCAAUGUUGCCACUUCUGACUGUAUCAGAGAAAGCAAACCUUUUAAAGGGAAAUUCAAGGCCUCAAAGUGUGAGAAUAGUGCUUAUUAGUUCGCUUCAAAAGCAGUCAUCUACUCCUUCGCACAGACUCCCUCUGUCCGGUGUUGAGUUAUCAUUCCUCUCCUGUCAAGCUUAUUAGCCCUUUCCAUGUUAUCAGCAUCCGAACUGGAAUGUCCAUCUGGCUCAGAAGGCCUGGCCUUGACUGCAUAGAGGAAUGCGAUUCAAACUGUCUACUUGCAACCAUUCUGUCUCUCGUCCCAGAAUCCACUGGGACAGACUCUGCUUGCAUCCAGGCCCAAAUCCAGAAUCCUCUGACAAAGCAGAUGCAGGGACAAACUCAGGCUAUACCUCUGGCAAGGCGGGUGCAGGGGUAAUCACAGGCUGAAUGGGCCUUACCUCAGGGUCACCUAACAGCUCAAAUGGAGGUUGGGCCAGAACAACAAGCUCCCACUUUACUGGGAAGAAAUAUGUGGUGCUGUUCUCCAACUGUUUUGUCAGCUCUGAAUCCAGAGACUGCUGACAAGAGAGAAGUAAGUGACCUUUCUAAGAAGGACAUUGUGCAGCCUUCUUCCCAUGGUAUCCAUGAAUGUUUGUCACCCUGUUAGCUGAAGUCUGUAUUUAAGGGGACAAUAGGCCAAGCCAGAGUUUCAUCUAGCUUCUCCUCCUCUUAAUAGGGAAAAGUAUCCUUUCUUUCAAAGCCCUCUAAAAGCUAUGUCAUUCCCUAGAUUAAUUGAGGAGAUCCCAAGAUCAAGCAAAUUCACACACUGAUCAACAUGGUAUACUUCGUACUAAGUCAGGUUAUUAAGUGUCUCUAAAUUCUAGUAGUGAAUCUAGAAGUAGCAGCAGCAGACUCCUCACUUAAAGUGCUUAAUGUUGAUCUAAAUAAGAUAAAUAUCUUAACAGUAAUUCUAUAAAACUCUUAUGGAAGGACCCCCUUUCUCUUCCAGUUUGGUGUGAGAGAGUAUCUCCUGGGGAAGUUAUAAUGUUGCCUGGCAUUUUCUAUUGCCACUUCAUUCUUUCCCAAAGGAGUUUUUUUUGUUUACAUAUCCUCCAGUAGCUCUAAGCUGUUGUUGUUUGUAUCCUUCUUUUAUAUCUGUGAUCAAGAUGCAAACUGGUAAAACUAGUAUCUUGCCGUCCCUCUUUGUAGUGUCUUAGGAUCUGUUUCGUUUAUUACCACGUGCUACCAUUGUUUGCAAAUAUGCUGCAAUUUAUUAUUGUUGCUACUUGGGGCUCUUUGUUGUUACAAAGUGUUUUGUGCUUCAGACAAAUGUUGACAAAACUGCUACUUCAGUUUCAGUUAUACCUAAUUCAUGAUAUUUUAGCUACAGUUUUGAUUAAUAGGCAUAAUGCUUAAAAAUAUUGAAGACAAUAGGAUAAUCAUUUCCUUUUUAGUGAUCAAUUUUAACCAGAUGCAAACAUGAUAUACUUCAUAGCUAUUAUAUUUAGAUUUGCUGAUAUAUAUUCAUUUUUAUGAUGUUCAAUAAUUUCAGAGAAUAAAUGAACUAUAUCAGCGUAUUAGGAUAUGCAUUUAUCCUACAGAGUUUUAGAGGAGUAAAAUGCAGAGAUUUUCCUUCUAGCAAUACUUCAGAGCUGCAGAUAAAAAUGACUUCCUGUCUCUCAGUUUCCUGUAUCCAUGGUAACUUUAUUUUAACCAGUUAUUGUGGAGGAGCCAAUGGGAAGAGUAGCAUUUCCUGUGGGAACAGUUACAGAACUUGUGACAAAGUGUGAGAAGCUAGAAUGUUGUCUAGCGAAGUCCUAAAAUAAAUCCUAAUAUAUAAAUGAAUUAGCCAUUCAGCACAAUCGAAGAUGACUGGGAGAAUCAAAGCCUUGGAUAUGUGUCAGCUUCACCACCUUAGGUCAAUCCGACAUAUUAUUAAGUGCCUGCUUCUGUUGCUGAUCCAGAAGGAUAUACUGUGCUGUCCCUCUGUUUGCCAGCAUUGUAAAGGCAGACAAGCUGACUGCCGUUAUUCAGGCCUUUCAUCUAUUCCAAGCAAUUUACCACAAAAUACUGUAUUUUUAUAUUUAAGUGGGAAUAAUAUAUCACUCAUAUAUCCAAAAGAACUGAUAGGCCUGUAUGAAGUUGCUGUGCUACACUUGGAUAAUUCUGGCAUUUUAUAUGUGUGCCCAAAGGCAUUUGCUGAGUGUAAGAAAUUGUGGUUCCUACAUUUGAAUAAUAAUCAGAUAAAACACUUGGAUCUUGGAACAUUUGAAGGACUUUCAAAUCUUCAUUCUUUGUACCUGCAUAAUAAUGAAAUUACAUUCGUUCCUAGAGGAUUAUUUAGGUAUCUCACUUCAGUUCAGUAUCUCAUGCUUCAAAGCAAUCGUCUCAGCAUCCUUGGUAGUGGCACUUUUUUUGGAAUGAUUAGUCUUCGGAUUCUUAACCUAGACAACAAUAAGAUUUCACAAAUAUCACACGCAGCAUUUCAUCACCUCAGCAACCUGACAUGUUUGUUCCUUGGGAGUAACAGUUUAACACAUGUGCCAUCAAGUGCAUUUUUAGCACUGAGAAAUCUUGAAAGACUUUCAUUGUCAUUUAAUCCUAUUGAAGUCAUACCUCCCUUUGCAUUUAAAGGACUUGCCAAGCUUGAAUUUCUUUCCUUAAAAAGUGCAAACAUAAAAACUAUUCAUGCAAAUGGCUUCUCUGGGCUCAAGAAUCUUAAAAAGCUAAUCUUGAGCAAUAAUAAUUUAGAAAAUAUAAAUUCCAAAACCUUUGCAUCUUUGGAGAAUGUAAUGUUUCUGCAGCUUGACAGAAAUAAAAUAAUAAGCAUUGCAGAUGGUACAUUUGAAAAAAUGGGAUCUUCCUUGAAGAUACUGAAUCUAGCAUUCAACAAUCUGACAUUCUUACGGGCUGAAGUGCUUAAGCCUUUGGUAUCUUUAACUCACUUACAGGCAAAUUCUAAUCCAUGGAAUUGUAGCUGCAGAUUACUUGAGCUAAUUAAAUGGUUAGCAUCUUCUUCCAGCUCUCUAAAACUUCAUUGUCAAAAUCCUUCCAAUUUCCAUGGAAGACACGUGAGUUAUGCCAAAUGGAGCUUGUUUACAACCUGUUUCAGCACUACCCCAAAGCCUGAAAUAUUCAACAACAUUGGGCUGGCAGGAAUUCAUCAUAGUACCACUACAGUAUUGAUGGCGUGGCAUAAAAACCCGGCAAGCAAGAAAGCUUUUGAACAUUUAAGUGUGGACACAAAUACAAUGACUUCACGGGCAGAGUUGCCUGCCACAUCUGCUAGUCAGAAGCUUUAUGAAGAGAGUUCCAGUGAGAAACUGGAACAGACCACUUCAGUGUUUACAGCACAGAUCGCAACACAGAAGAUACCAGUUGAUUUGACCAUGGAAGAAGACAAUGUAUUCCCUCUAGAAGCUGCUUCUAUAUCCAUUAAAACAUCUCUAAUAUGUACACAAGAAGUAGAGAAACUAAAUCACUCUUUUGACAUUUUGUUAACUUUUUUUGUUUUGGCCUGUGCUAUGAUCAUCUUUUUGAUGUACAAAAUCAUUCAGUUUAGACAGAAGCUCAAAGCACAAAAGAACUCUGACAGUGGAAUAGAAUACUAUAGCUUUUAUCAAGGGGGUAGCUACACCAUAACUGAUCCAAUCCGCCUUGUCUCCUCGAAUUCAUUGGGAAGUCCAAAUCUAGACUAUGCUCAACUUUCUAAACCAACAGUACUUGAAAGUCAAGCACAGGUCAUCUUAUUUGAACAUUCAGCAUUAUGAUGUUCUGUGUUAAAAUAGAUUGCAGGACUGGAGACUGUGUAAAAGCCAAGAUAACAACUGCUUGUAAUAUUUUAUAGAUGUUUGUACGUGGGUUUCUCAAUUAGUAUUUUUCUUCACAUAUUGACAUUGUUUUGUCUGUUUUAAUAGCUGUACUUUUGUAUGUAUCUUAUGUUUGUUUUAUAUAUAAUGCUUAUAUUAUGUUUUCCCUGACUAUAGGAAAGCAUUCAUUGAUAAAUCCAACUUUGCAUCAAUGGGUGUUCUUUGCCUAUACCAUAUAUCAAAUUCUUUCCUAUAAAGAUUGUAGUCUUUUCGAA
Anolis carolinensis (green anole) is the source of this 5317-nucleotide messenger RNA. It is a transcript of the gene lrrc70, whose product is annotated as leucine rich repeat containing 70. NCBI's taxonomy places the organism in Eukaryota, Metazoa, Chordata, Lepidosauria, Squamata, Anolidae. The record is from RefSeq and is a predicted model, not a curated record. The transcript has 2 exons. Gene Ontology annotation, molecular function: protein binding. Bases 3102 to 5003 code for a protein of 633 amino acids. Gene Ontology annotation, cellular component: extracellular matrix.